Panicum hallii is the source of this 788-nucleotide messenger RNA. RefSeq names its product ER membrane protein complex subunit 6-like. The coding region runs from base 64 to 405 and encodes 113 amino acids. NCBI's taxonomy places the organism in Eukaryota, Viridiplantae, Streptophyta, Magnoliopsida, Poales, Poaceae. The record is from RefSeq and is a predicted model, not a curated record. Gene Ontology annotation, biological process: autophagosome assembly; protein folding in endoplasmic reticulum. The transcript has 4 exons. Gene Ontology annotation, cellular component: endoplasmic reticulum; membrane; EMC complex.
GGUUUUUAUGCAAAGAGUUGCAUACUGGGUCUACUGCAUUCGCUGCUCGAACUGACCAGAACGAUGGCGGCGGCGGCGGCAGGCGGCGGGUUCCCCGGCGACGUCCCCAUCAUCCACGCGGACAACCUCGUCAGCAACAUCAAAUCCAUAAACUACAGCCGGACAUUCUUGUCAAUCAUUAGUGGAGUUGUUGCUGGAAUCUGGGGAUUUACAGGCUUGAUGGGAUUUGUGUUCUACUUUCUUGUGAUGAUGGUUGCAUCUCUUGGGCUUUUGGUGAAGGCCAAAUUUUCGGUUCAUACCUACUUUGACAGUUGGAACAGGAUUAUAAUUGAGGGAGUUCUUGGAGGCCUUAUGUCCUUCGUGUUGUUUUGGUCAUUCGCCUAUGACAUUGUCCACAUCUUCUGAUGGACGAGACCAAGAACUCUCUGGAGAACCGAGGAACUAUAUGGGAUCCCUCUUUGUAUGAGACAGAAUUAAUAUGUAACGGCAUCAACCUGGGGAACUAUGUCCAGUAGACUAUGGUCCUCUAUUGUUCUCUUUUGCUGUACCAGUCACAGACCCUGUAAUUUAGAAAGCUUCUACUCUGGUUCGCAGACUGAUGUAGCUCCUAUCAGCAGUCGUGUGCAAGCGCGGUGCUCGAUCUUUUCUGAACAAUGGUCAUGCACUCAUGCAAGGGAGUACUCAGAUUGUAACGAAAUGGGCAUUGUGCCUGCCCAGAUCGCUGGCCAGAACAUGUAGAAUAUGUAUUGAAAAGGGACUAUUGAAAAACCCUCGUUUUAUUUCCAGCA